AUGGCCAGGGCACAACUGGCGGAAGAAAAUUUAAAGAUCCAGCAGGACGCCUACGCUCAAACGGCGGGAUCACACAAACGCAUUAAUAAAAUACAGCAUCAGAUUAACACGUUGGAAUCGCAGAAAACCCAGCUGUGCGAGGAGAAGAUCCAGAUGCAAGAUCGGAUUAAUCAGAUGCAGGCUUGGUGCGCCCAGAGGGAAGAACCCACGGGACUGCCAGUUCAGCCGGCUACGACAGAGGGUGACAACGACUUUAGUCCACAGGCUUUUCACACCUCGGCACAUACUGCCAAGAUGGACGGGCAUGCCGAACGGUCUUCUUUUGUGUUGGGGGCCCCGCCCCAGGUGGGGUUGCGAGGAAUUCAAGAACUGAAGAACAAGUUCGUGGACAAAGGUUUUCGUCCGGAGGAGAACAUCCGGACUUUUGAAGGAGCCAUGGAGUAUUUAGUGGAGACUUCCCCAGAACAGUUACUGGCGGCUUAUCGCGACCUUUUCCCAUUACCCAUUAGGCCUGGGUUUGAGCUCUGCCAGGCGUGGGACAACUUUGUGGCAUGGAUUUAUGCUAUCCGUCACGAGGGCAUGUCGGCCGAACAAUCACAAUUGGGCAGACGUUUGUAUUAUCAGCUUCGGGUGGCUCAGGCGGCGAAGGAAAACCCCGGAGUCAACAUCCAAACUCUUGCCAAUGCCAUCAGCGAUCCCAGAAAAGAAGAAGACCCCGUUUUUCAGGCGGUUCAGAAAGCGAAGAAACAUUCCGCCCAUCCCCCGAGCUAUGCGCGAUGUUUUCGAUGUGGCCGCACAGGGCAUUACAGCACAACUUGCUAUGUGCAGGUGAAAAAGACUCCGUUUAAGCCAAAAAACGAUUAUCGGCCCCGGAAGCAAUGA
Molecule: messenger RNA, 882 nt
Organism: Trypanosoma grayi
Lineage: Eukaryota; Euglenozoa; Kinetoplastea; Trypanosomatida; Trypanosomatidae
Exons: 1
Coding region: 1-882 (293 amino acids)
Molecular function (GO): nucleic acid binding; zinc ion binding
Source: RefSeq, a predicted model, not a curated record